Alosa sapidissima (American shad) is the source of this 798-nucleotide messenger RNA. RefSeq names its product type-4 ice-structuring protein LS-12-like. The record is from RefSeq and is a predicted model, not a curated record. Gene Ontology annotation, molecular function: lipid binding. The coding region runs from base 205 to 624 and encodes 139 amino acids. Gene Ontology annotation, biological process: lipoprotein metabolic process; lipid transport. Gene Ontology annotation, cellular component: extracellular region. Lineage: Eukaryota; Metazoa; Chordata; Actinopteri; Clupeiformes; Clupeidae. The transcript has 4 exons.
GUAACAAUGUUAUGCUAAUCAGUGUAUUUCUUCUUAAUCAAUCAGAUUUCAUCAAGUGCACAAUCUAAUCCUAAUCUUGUCACAUCUGGUUUGAACCCCAUUCUUUGAGGCAAUAUAAAAAGCUCUCCGCUGCAAGAAGAGGACACAACAAGCUGGUAGAACCUCUGGAGUAAAGAGAUCAGCUGUCCUCAUCAUCCUGCAACAAUGAAGUUCACUCUAGCUAUCGCCCUCCUGAUGCUGGUUAUUUCUCACGGCACUGAGUCUGCAUCUAUGGUGAAGCGUGAUGUGCCCGCGGAGAUUGAGAAGAUCACCAAGUACCUCCAGGAGCUGAGCAGCAUGCUCACCACCACCACCGCUGAACUGGUGGAGAAGAUUAAGGCCGCUGACCUGACCAGCCAGGCUGAGGCUUACCUUCAGGAGGGCAAGGCUCAGGUGCAGCCACUGCUGGAGAAGGUCCAAGCACAGCUGAAGCCCCUGACAGCCAACAUUGAUGAGAAGCUCAAGCCCCUGUUCGGACCCAUCCUGUCCCAGAUCCAGCCUCUCGCUGCCUCCGUCGAGGCCCAGGUGGAGGAUCUCCUCAGGAAGGUGAUGGACCACACCAAGGCCCUGCUCCCUCCUCAGUAAAUCAACAGGCCCCUGCUGACUCCAAAUGUGCAUUAUCUUGAAGACAAAAACUUUUGUUGUUGCAUCAUGUCAUGUAUCACUGCUAUGCUGCUCUGCUGAGCCCCUCUCAGCCUUGGAAUGAGUUUACUGAUUAUUUAUCUGAAUCCUUAAAACGCUUCAGAGGUGACCAUCUAA